CAGCCAUCAUGUUCCCUGCGGCUGCCGCACUCACGGGGCUGAGCGCCUUGUUCUACACCUCAGUAGGAUCGUGGGCUGAUGAAGGAGUGAGCAGUACUACUUACCCUCCUGGCCCGCCGCCGACGACCUCAGUUUCGGUGAAAAACGUGGGGGGCAAUCCCGCUGGGGAGAGUGCUGCUGGGUCAGUAUCGUCAGCCGCGAACCGAGGCACAGACGUGGUGGCUGCGAACAGCGGACAGGGAUUUAACGCAGUAGGCGUUGGAAGUCACCAGCAGGGGGACACUAGCUAUUCGCACCCGAUGGCACCAGGGAGCGCUUCCUCGGCCUCGCUCUUAACAGAAGCGCAUCUUUUUUUAUGGCUUUUGUUCUGUACAGUUUUGGUCCGAAAAAAAAUUUUUAUGGGAGCAAGCAAGCACCACUUAAUGUGCUCAAAUAAUGAGUGGAUACAGCAUUCAAAUCUUUUUGUAGAAGGGCCGCUUUUUUUUACACUUUUGGCAGUCCCGCUUUAAUCUUUCUAGCGAUAUAUUUUUUGCGUCUCUUUGGCAAUGGUGCAAUGUGGAUCGCGGCGGUGCAAGCGAUCAACCUGUGGUACGUAGAACGCCGUCCGGCAAUGCAGUCGUACUUGACCCUGACAGCAGCUGUUGGAAUCCUGUGCUUCGCAUCAGCCAGCGAAAUGCGAGUGCAGGCGGUUGGAUGGCGCCAAGCCUACACAGAAUACGCCUACCUCGAACUCUUCUUUAUGGCGCCACUCGGAUACUUCUUCAUGCCAAACCACCCAGAACAGUACGGAGAAGCACCUGACGGCAAGCUCUGGCGAAAGCUUGCAACUCCGAAGAUCAUGUUCCCAGAGCCUGUAGGAAGAGAGCCUUCAGACGGUCCAACGGCAACGACAGCGAUGCUUGCGUCUACACAGAAGAUGAGUGCGGAGAUGAAGGAGAGCGGAAUCGGAAAACCAGUUUCUUCUACGAUGU
Amoebophrya sp. A25 is the source of this 971-nucleotide messenger RNA. The record is from the annotation of a GenBank genome assembly. NCBI's taxonomy places the organism in Eukaryota, Dinophyceae, Syndiniales, Amoebophryaceae.